Molecule: messenger RNA, 4588 nt
Organism: Megalops cyprinoides (Indo-Pacific tarpon)
Lineage: Eukaryota; Metazoa; Chordata; Actinopteri; Elopiformes; Megalopidae
Product: cingulin-like protein 1
Exons: 19
Coding region: 178-4002 (1274 amino acids)
Cellular component (GO): myosin complex
Source: RefSeq, a predicted model, not a curated record
CAGCAACAAGUGACUUUGGAGAAUUCGCCGAAGCAUGGCAUUUUCACUGCGACUUCCAACUUUCGGCUGAGACGCGACGCAACCUCUGCACAUGCGUUUAGAGUGAAGUGCCGCUGUGAACCUUAUCCGGGGAGAAGGAUUUUUUUUUUUCCAUUUGUUUGUUUUUCUAAAUCCUUGAUGGAGUCGUACAGAGUUGGUGGCAUUCCAGGAAGUGGCAUGCAGCAGGGCUACUUACAGCAUGACCGCACAGUCAGAGGCCAGAGCAACGGGACAGGAUCGUACGGGGUUAGCAUCCGCGUCCAGGGGAUUGAUGGUCACCCCUACGUCGUGCUUAACAACCGGGACAGGGAGUCUGGCCUGUACGGGGGUCCGGAGGACGACGGGUACGUCGACACGGACGGCUCCUUCAUCGACAACUACCAGGAGUACGACUUCAGAGGGAGCGGCAUUGAGCCGCGGUCCGAGAGCCCGUUUGUGGAGUACAGGUCUCAGAAGCAGAUGCAGUUCGGCAGCUCCCACAACGGUGUGGCGGAGCCCCAGAGGAAGGCGGCCCCCACCCCCCUGCUGAACUACCAGAGGCACCCGGAGCUUCUCAAGCCAUACGACCCCGAGAGCAAUGCCCUGAACCUGGAGAGCUUCCAUGGCCUCUACCCCCGCCCGGCCUCGUUCGCUGAGACAGGAACUCCAUACCAGUGCUCUCUGCCAAGGGCUUCCUCUCCACUCGUCUCCCAUGCCAGGUCUGCCAGCCUGGACAAACCCAGCGCCCCGGAACCCCCGGUGCGCCAGCCGCAGCCCCACCCCCAGAGCCCCACUGCGGCCAGCACCCCCAGCGAGCCGGCGGGGUUCACCUGCAGGUCCCCGAGCACCGUCAGCAGCAGCGCCAGCUCAAGCCUGGAGCGCAGUCGGCGUGAGCCCGACGUUCUUCCUCUGCGUCGCCACGACUCCAGCGGGCCUGUGCUGCAGUCCUCUACCUCCGCCCCCUCCGCCGCCCCCGCUGCCAGACCCGCCCCCGACGACAGCCAGCAGGAGACGCUGUACGCCGACACCAUCAACCGGCACCAGAACCGCCGCUACAUCCCCUUCCUGCCGGGAACGGGCCGUGACAUCGACACGGGGUCCAUCCCAGGUGUGGGCGAGCUCAUCAGCAAGUUCGACGGCAAAGACGGCCACCAGCGCAGGGGCAGGGCAGGGCGCAGGAACCGGAUUGACCCGGAGGACCGCAAACGGUCCCGCAGCGUGGACAGCGCCUUCCCCUCAGGCCUCAGAGAGGACGCAGACUCCCUGACCCAGUUCACCAAGAUCCACGGCCGCACCAUAGAGCACGUGGUCAGACCCUCCCAGCUCCGGCAGCAGAGAGGGGGUCUGGGGGGUCUGUUCCAGGAUCCCGGACCGAAAGAUGCCGCAUCCGGCCCCAUCUCUCCCGUCGGAGGGAGAUUUGGCAGCAAGGGCCCGUUGCAGUACAGUAGUGCCCCAGGUUCACCUCAGGGCACGGUCUCCAAAGGAACGACGUCUGUUCUGGGGUACAGGAGAUCUCUGAGCAGGUCCUCCACGCUGCCGUUGGAGAGGAAAGAAGAGGAGGAGGAGAAAUCGGUGCGAUCGGUCAAAGUUCUGACCAGUGGGACAACAGCAACUCUGUCCAAGUCUGCCGCCAGCAGUGCCGAAAAGCCCAACGCAGAAAGGGAUGCCCAGGCGACUCCCGAUCUUCUGAAAGGUCAGCAAGAGCUUUCACAACAAACAAACGAGGAGACGGCAAAACAGAUAUUAUUCAAUUACCUCAAGGAUGGGAGUGCUGAUAACGACGACACCACAAAGAAGAAGGUCAACCUGGUCUUUGAGAAGAUCCAGACCCUGAAGUCCAGGGCCGCUGGGAGCAUGCAGGGGGACAACAGACCCGCCUCCGAUGCUGCCACAGAGCUGAGGGCGCUGCGGGAACAGAGGGACGAGCUGCAGAAGGAGGCGGCCGAGCUGAAGACCCGGCUGGAGGAGGAAGAGCAGAAGCAGAAGAGCCUAACGGAGGCCGGUGAGAAGGCGGGAGCCGACAUGAAAGCCCUGCAGAGAGAACUGGACAGCAGCCGGGAGGAGUGUGCCCUGCUCCGGGAGAAACUGGCGAAGACGGAGGAGGAGCUGCGUGCCACACUGGAGGAGCUGUUCCAGGUGAAGCUGGAGAGGGAGCAGUGCCAGACGGAGAUCAGGGACCUGCAGGACCAGCUGUCCGAGAUGCACGACGAGCUGGACGGCGCCAGGAGAGCGGAGACGGAGAACGGAGAGGAGGCCAUACUGGAGGACAUGAUGCAGCUGAAGAUGGACUUCCAGGAGGUGCUGCUGGAGAAGGAGGAGCAGGAGGAGGUGCUAAGGAGGAGGGAGCGCGAGCUCACCGCCCUCAAGGGGGCCCUGAAGGAGGAAGUGGCCACUCACGACCAGGAAGUGGACAAGCUGAGGGAGCAGUACGAACAGGAAAUCCGCAAGCUGCAGUCGUCAGUGGAGGAGGCCAAACAGAGCAACGCCGCAGCAUGUCGAGAGAGGGCGGAGUCGGAGGUGGCGCGGGGUGCGGCUGAGGGCUGGGCGGGGCGCCUGACGCAGGAGGGAGAGCGCCUGCGCAGACGCGCACAGGAGCUGGAGAACGAGGUGGCCAAGCUCAAUCGCAUCAUCGACGAGGCCAAGCUGCAGGAGGGCCGGCUCACCGACAGGGUGGCCAGGCUGGAGAAAGAGAAGAGAGACCUGGAGGAGUCCUUAGCAGAAGUGAAAGAGCAGGAAGAGGAGAUGUCCAUUGCAAACAGAGCUUUAACCACACGCUUGGAGGAUGUGCAGAGGAACUUGACCAAACUGACUCACGACCAUAAGGAGCUGAACGAGAGGCUGAGAGAGGAGCGGAGCCAGAAGGAGCAGUUUAAGAAGACCAAGAAUGAGAUUGAGGAGGAGAGGAGGUUGCUGGACCGCACUGUGGAGAAGCUGCAGAAGGAGAUGACUGAGAUCGUGGAGGCGUCCGAGACCUCCACGCAGGAGCUGCAGCUGCAGAUCGACGAGUACAAGGAGAAGAACCGCAGGGAGCUGGCAGAGCUGCAGAGGCAGCUGAGGGACAAGGGCGUGGAGCUGGAGAAGGCCCGGCUGGCGGCCAAGAGGCUGCAGGAAGAGCUGUCCCAUCUGGAGGAUGACCUGAGGGAGUGUAAGAAGGAGCGGGAUGAGGCGCAGCAGAGGGGCAGGACUUUGGAGCAGAGGGUGUGUGCCCUGGAGGCAGAGCUGGAGACCAAAUCUCACGCCAGAGAUGACCGAGCCAAGCAGAUCAAACUCAUGGAGGACAGAAUCUCCCAGCUGGAGCUGGACCUGGAGGAGGAGCGGAGCAGUGGGGACCUGCUGAUGGACAGGGUCGACCGAGGCCGAGAGCAGCUGGAGCAGAUGAGGAAUGAACUCCUGCAGGAGAGAGCUGUCCGACAGGACCUGGAGUGUGACAGGAUUGCGCUGGAGAGACAGAAUAAGGACCUGAAGAGCAGGGUGGCCCACCUGGAGGGCUCCCAGAAGUCCAACAAGGAGGGCCUGGUGUCCCAGCUGGAGAUCCGCAUCCAGGAGCUGGAGGAGAGGCUGGAGAGCGAGGAGAGGGACCGUGCCAACCUGCAGCUGAUGAACCGUAAGCUGGAGAGGAAGGUGAAGGAGAUGGUGAUGCAGGUGGAUGACGAGAAACACUCUCUGCAGGACCAGAAGGACCAGUUGAACUUGAGGCUGAAGGCUCUGAAGAGGCAGAUGGAUGAGGCGGAGGAGGAGAUCGACCGGCUGGAGCACGGAAAGAAGAAGCUCCAGAGAGACCUGGAUGAGCAGCUGGAGGCCAACGAGCAGCUGCAGAGCCAGAUCAAAGCCCUGCGCAGCGAGAUGCGGCGCAAGAACACGUCUGCCACACUCCUGAACGAUCUGGAUGACGACGACGAUGACGAUGACACCAGCACUGAUGGAGACAUUUACUACAGCUCGACGCUGGGGUUCAAACGAUCCAGUCAGGACCCCAUCCCGUGAAGCCUCUCUUUGUGUGAUGGGACACCACACUCAGCUGAAGCGGGGUUCUCACUAACUCAAACGACUGGAAAAUGGACUGGACCAAGGCACCACUUGUCUUUUUGAUCUCUGGCUGGACCUGUGCAUUUGUCCCAAGUGUGUGCUAACAUAGAAUAAUGCCAAGUGCCUGAUUAUACUGUAACUAGACGUUUUCAUUGGAUUCCCUUUUUAGAAUAAGCCAAUCACUGCAAUAAGGCUGAUGAUUAAUCUUCAGGUUUAGUAUCCUAGAUACAGUUCAGAAAAUAGUCAUUUUUAAUUUCUGUACAUAAAAAAAAAUCAUGACUGCCUCUGGUUUCCUCCAGGUAGUGCUGUAUUGGCUGGAAAUCAAAGCACAAGGCCUUAUCCAUUCACAGUGAAAUAUUUAUUGGCUGGUGAAAAUAUGAAGGAAAUUCAAAAUGAAGGUGCAUGAAGGGAAACAAGAGACAUGAGGGAUUGACCAUUUUACUUAUUUUAAUUGAUUCUGUUGUAUUCAAAAUAUAGUAACAUGCAAUUACUGACUCAGUUUAAUGCCUCAAUACAAAGCAUUUAUAAUGUAGUCUUUUUAUAU